Molecule: messenger RNA, 8065 nt
Organism: Aptenodytes forsteri (emperor penguin)
Lineage: Eukaryota; Metazoa; Chordata; Aves; Sphenisciformes; Spheniscidae
Gene: ELK4
Product: ELK4, ETS transcription factor
Exons: 5
Coding region: 45-1391 (448 amino acids)
Biological process (GO): cell differentiation; regulation of transcription by RNA polymerase II
Cellular component (GO): nucleus
Molecular function (GO): DNA-binding transcription factor activity, RNA polymerase II-specific; sequence-specific DNA binding
Source: RefSeq, a predicted model, not a curated record
GAAAGUCAAGUUGUUCUGCACUGUGGCAUCUUCAGCUUACUGCUAUGGACAGUGCUAUCACCCUGUGGCAGUUCCUCCUCCAACUCCUCCAAGAGCCUCAGAACAAGAAUAUCAUCUGUUGGACCUCCAACGACGGGGAGUUCAAACUGCUGCAGGCAGAGGAGGUGGCCAGACUCUGGGGAAUCCGCAAGAACAAGCCCAGUAUGAACUAUGAUAAACUCAGCCGUGCUCUCAGAUACUAUUAUGUGAAGAAUAUCAUUAAAAAAGUGAAUGGUAAGAAGUUUGUGUACAAGUUUGUUUCUUAUCCGGAGAUUUUAAAUAUGGAUCCACUUGUCGUGGGCCGUAUAGAAGGAGACCCUGAAAUGACUGGUUUUGCGGAAGUUAGCAGUGCUCCCAAGGAUGUGGAAAACUGUGGGAAGGAGAAGUCUCAGUCAUGUGCUAAAUCCUCCAGCCGCAAUGACUAUAUCCACUCAGGCUUGUACUCCUCUUUUACUCUGAACUCCCUGAACUCUUCCAGCGUAAAACUCUUCAGGUCCAUCAAGAUUGAGAAUCCAGCUGAGAAACUGACGGAGAAGAAACCUGCUCAGGAUCCAACACCCUCUGUCAUCAAGUUUGUAACCAUGCCCUCCAAAAAGCCUUCAUCUGUCCCCCUGGUCUCUACCACUUCAGCGGUCUCUGCCACUUCCACUGCUUCUGCCUCUUCAACCGCAUCCUCUCUUCCCAUGGGAUCGGAAGAAACUCUCCAGACCUUGGAGACGCUUGUUCUACCCAAGUUAACUGUCCCUGAAGCUCCAGCACCUUUGCCAAACUUAACCACCAGCUUCACCCCGACCCCACCCAUAUCCUCAGUUUCUCCCACUCUGCAAGUUCCCUCCACGCCCCCGUCGCCGCCCCUGAGCUCUAAUCCCGACCUGGACAUUGACACGGACAUAGAGUCCGUGGCUUCUCAGCAGCUGGAGCAGGCUCAGAGCCUUCAGCAUCAAUCCCCAGAGCCCAAAGAGCAGGAUUCAUCUGUGCUGGAGAAGGAGUUUGCCAAUCACCUCUCCAGAUCUAAAAAACCCAAAGGGCUGGAGUUGGCUCCUACUCUCGUCAUUACAGGCAGUGAUCCAAGUCCACUGGGGAUUCUGAGUCCUUCUCUCCCAACUGCUUCUCUUACUCCAGCACUUUUCUCUCAGACUCCCAUCUUGCUGACCCCAAGUCCCUUGCUCUCCAGUAUUCACUUCUGGAGUACGCUAAGCCCAGUUGCUCCUCUCAGUCCUGCAAGGUUGCAAGGUGCUAAUACACUCUUUCAGUUUCCAUCAGUGCUGAACAGUCAUGGCCCAUUUACUCUGUCUGGACUGGAUGGACCCUCUACCCCCGGCCCAUUUUCCCCUGAUCUACAGAAGACAUAGCACAUGAACUCACGGAAAGGACAUACUGGCAAGCAAGGGAAAGAUAUGACACUUAUAUUUAACCAUGUUUUUUAAAUGAGCAAUUUAUAAUUCCACAGAGAUUAUCAACAAUCAUAGUUUUUGCCAUUCCCAAAUAAAAUGCCUUUUUUGCAGAAUUCCCUUUUUUGAAGACCCAGGUUGGGAAUGUAUAUGCAAACGCCUUAAUAGGAGCUGAAGCUCCAGUCUCUUCUCUUCCCUCCUUGGUUUGGAAGACUUCACUAUGGUUAAAGGGAGUUUCGGUUGGUGUUGCAGUAACUGAGUCUGCACUGAUUGCAGUAAACGGUGUCAGAGAAGUCUUUUCUCUGUGACUCUUGGAAAAACCCUCUGUUCUUCUGCUUCCUGUGCUUGGCAAGAAGAAAUCUAACCCUGAUCGAAGCUGGCAUUCCAGGAAAUGCUUGGGAAAGGGGUGUGUGCAUCAGCUUUGCCUUGGGGCCCGAUAACUUCUGCAGCAACAAAACAGCCCGCGUCUUUUCUGCUGUAAAAACAUCUUGUCUUUUUUCAGGGAGAAAUUUUCAAGGACUAUUCAAUGAUUGCGUUACAGAGAUACGGACAAUUUUUGAAUGGCAUUGUAUACCGACAGUCCGGCCCCUCGGAGAAGUGGUCUGGCUAGCUUCUGGAUGCUUCCCUGCUCUCCCUUCGGUGAGGAGGCAAGGUCUGGAGACGAAUGGUGGGAUUAGUUCCUUUCAGUUCUCAGAAGGGUUGAAUGCUGAAGUCCAAACAUUUCUUGUGCCAGAGACCUGUUACAAAGCCUGUAAUGUCACUGCUAGAAGAUGAGCAGGAUGGUGGAUUUUACAUGAGGUUUUGAGGGUAUGUCUGCAUUUGGUGAGGUUGCUGCCUGAUGCUAGAGUUUCAGACCCAAACAGUGGGUGAGAACACUAACAUCUGAGCAUUAACUUUACUGCUCUUUUCCCACCGUUGAAGUGGAGAAGCUCCUCUUCUACCAGCUCUUAUCUCAAGUUUUGCUUUAGCUCUAUUGCCUUUUUUAUUUGAGGAAGCACUCGGACCCAAAAUAAGUUAGGCUCAGUGUGUACAGCUCGCUGAGAGGGCUACCACGGUGUAUCAACCUUACUGUAAAUUUGCGCUUGCAUUGCUUUUCUUGGUGGCCAUGUGUGUAUGGAUUAACACAAGAUUAGUUUCCAGAGCAAUUUGAAACACCGAUGAAAUGAAAUUUGUAGUUAGAUUUUUACACCUCAGGAGGCCUUUUAAGAGAACUGAGGAAUGAAAGGAGAGACUCUCCUCUCACGGCCCCCCAGAGACUGGAUGUCUUGGUCUGUUGGUGCUGGGCGGUGUGCCCUUCCACUUUGGGCGUCUGAUGUCAGGCAGCAACUUCUGUUUGCUACUGUGUACGCUGAGUUGGUGACGUAAGAUAACCUCCAUAGAAUGCCCACUCGAAAACAGAUGGAGACCAUCUCUUCUCUUUGGCAUCCUCACUGGCUGUCUUCAAAGUUUUGAUGAGCAGAGGAAGAUUGUACCUUUACAGCAAGAGGAGCUGACGGUGUACGCUGUAUAUAUUGCACCUGUCUUACGGAUAAGUGGUGAACUCGAGCUUUCCAGAGUUUUCCUUUUGCCACUUUUGCAGACUCUGAAUUCACUUUAAAGCGUAUGACGAUACCCAAGACUUAAUUUACUGCAGUGACGUUAUCUUUCUAUAUUCUAGCAUUGAAAUAUGUAAACCACUGAGUAUGUUCCUGACAUGACACCCGGACAGGUGGGUGUAAUGGAGUUGCUUUGUGGGCAUUGUUCAUCCAGAAAGUCCCCUGCCCGGUGGGAGGUGGGAGAAAAGAGUAUGCCUGUCUGUAGGUGGAGGUAGCAGGGAGUGAGCUCGUGUAGUGAACUGUCUUCCUGUUCGGUGACGGCAGAGGCGUAAUACUGCUUCGCGUUUCAGACAUCAGCAGAUGCGGGAUAAAGUUCCUGUGCCAGCGGCUCUUAAAAUGACAAUGUGCAAUAUUGACCUUUUUUUUUUUUUUUUUUUUUUUAAAAUGCAGAAAGCAAGCUGCAGAUCAUAAUUAAGAGCAGGCAUCUGGAAUUUUCUGGUUUGCAUGAUGGCUUACGAGUCUGCUCUAGAAAAUAUAUAUAGCUAUUAAUAAAUAGCAGCACUUUUAAUGGUUGUUUUAGGUUGGCCAAUUUUAUGCCCACCAAGCGUGUGGACUUGAGAGCAACAUUGCAGACGAGGAUUAGAAUUUAAAAAUAAUUAAUGAGCACUAAAGACUUGCAAUUUAAUUGCUUCCCUUUCCUUGUCCCCUAUGGAGAAAAGCCAAGUUUAUUUGUUUAAAAGUUGUGUAUGUGCACACAUGCACUUAAUUUUUUGUAAACUGUAUCACUUUCAGCAUAGGUAUGCAAGAGAACCAAACGCUAACGUAGCUUGUCAGUCGUGCUUGGCCUAGUUUCAUGCUCUUCUCCAAGUAGCUUCGUUAAGAUUGCACUGCCGUAGCUGGUUGAUGAGAUACACAUUCACCUUCGGGAGUACCUUCUUCAGAGAAAGUUAGUAUGAAAACGCAGCCUGUAUGUGUUGGUUUCAAUCUGGCGAUAUCCAGCUUCCUGACAGAUAGCACUGGGAAGAUGAUUGCUUUUGCUUCUUGAGCACCUGCCUAGGAAAACAGAAGUCCCAUAUAGGAUUAUAAUCUCGGGAGGCAGUUGGGAAAGCAAGUUGAAAGGGGAGGGGAGGUGGGAGAGGAGAGGCUUGCUCCCCUUUUCUCCAUUACAACUUUCAGGUCACUUAAGGUAAUAUUAUCUUGUAUAUAUGCUGCCUCAUUAAACACACAUUUACUAACAAGUAUAUAACUGCCAGCUUUUUUGGAUCACAUUCCUGACAGAGCACGGUGUCACUGUGACUUCUUGCAGCUUGGUUAUGUGGAUUGCUGGUAUUUUACUAGCUCACUUCAGGAGCAGUUUGCAGCUCUUGCAACUUGUUUUUAAUUUAGUGUAGGGAAGGUGGGGGUUAAUAUAGGCUCUCUUUUCAUUAUCAUGUUAAGCAGUCUGUAAUAUGGGUAUAGUACCGUGUUGGUUUAAAAAAAUAAUAAUGCAGCAUUACAGAAACAUUUUAUUACGUUACAAUUCAUGUUGCUGAAGUAGCCACGGUAUUGUUGAAUGCUUGAUAAUAUUUGCGUCAGUUAAUUCGGUGGUAGAAUUAGACUGGAUGAGCAUGGAAGCUGAACAUCUGUCCUGCUUCUGGAAAUCUCUUUUACAUGUCACUGCUGCUGUGUAAUAGUACUGCAGAGUUGAAAAGCUUGCACUGCUGUUGCUGUGUGCGCUGUGUCUGGCUUUUUUUGAGAUCCUGAACUGUCAGGAUGCCACUAGCAACACGUGCUGCUAGCAGAAACAAUCCAUGGAAAGCAGAAACGUGUUAAUAAUACCCUACGGGUUAUAGAACCAUACUUGUUCAGUCUUACCUGUUUUCAGAGAAUGUGAUCCUAGUAAUGAGAGUGAUGGAGGAAAGUGUUUGGUUUUUUUCUUAACAGCAGCUUAAGUCUAGAUCCUUGUUUCAGAAAUUGGUCUUCAGCAGUGACGGCUGAAUGUAAUUCCUAUGCACUGUCUUUGGCACAUUCAAGUUGCGUUUUGCAAUAGGUCAGGAAGUGAUAAAAUUCCUUGAAUUUGAGAAUUUGUUGUUUUAACUUAGAGCAUCCUAAGACUUGGGUAUCCAUGCAAUCUUUGGUAUAGUGGAGCAUGCAUUAUAGUAUGAAAGGCUUUGGCUGUUCAGUGGUUUGUUUGGGAUAAUUUCUCCCUCUGAUACGUUUUCAAACCUCAGCUAUCUAGCAAAUAGAUUCUUCUUGUUUUUUAUAGCGUACAUUUUAACCGCAGUGAAGGCUGCUUACGUGCGUAUCUUCUUUUACGCAGCUUUUCAAAAUGCAGUGAGAUGCAUUAAUGUCAGAUUCCCUCAUGACUUCAACUUUCAUGCGAGAACUUCUGCAGGUUGAGACCGGGUGAAAGAGCUAGCCUAGCGCAUCGACGCGGUUUCUCAGGUGAGCACAGGCGCAGAGUUCUGAUCCACUUCUGUAGCAUUUUUCUAGUGCUGAGGUCAGAACCUACAGUUCUGACAGGCUACCCACGGUUUAUUCAUAUAUCUUUUAGUUACCUUUUGCUACUGUUUUAUAGCAUUUUUGUAUGUACUCAUGUUUUACUAUACAAUUUAACCUCUUCCAUUUUUAAUGCAUAUUUGUUUACAAGACACAUCUCAGUGUUGUAUCAAGAGGCUAUCUUGGUAUUGUCAGCUAUGAAAAUAAACUACAUCGGUAGUUAAGGAACAUUGUCAAAGUUGACAGGUAUUUUAAAACUUGAUGUUUGAGUUUUGAGUGUCCAUAACAAUUUUGUUCUGUUUCGUUCCGUAGUUCUCCCGUGUAAGAAAUACGCGUACCUUCUGGCCUCUGAGGUCAUGGGUAUGGAUAGUUUAUUUUGUCUUAAUAAUCAUGGAGCACGGUAUUGCAAACAAACAGCCCGAGCCCCACAGGAUCACACUCGGCGGAUAAGUUGAAAAUCCAUUAGAAUUGCAAUCAUGUCGCUUAGAAGCUAUUCGGGAUGUUUUAAUAAGGUGUAGUAUGUCUUGCCUAAACAGGAAUUUUUAUGGUUUGAUUUGAAUUUAAUUAAACAGUAAUUGGCAAUGGCCUGCUGUUUAGUCUGAACAGCAUUAGCAAAUCUGCUUAAUGUGGAAGCCUUUGGCUAUUGCCAUCAAGUUGAGUGGUGGUUAAUAUGUGACAUCCUAAAGUUGAUCUGCUGAAAUCAGAGGCUGUCAGAUGGAGAUUAAAAGAUAAAACGCAGUGACAGUUGUUUUACACAGUCCUUCAGGGCUAUUACUGCAAAAGGCUUUGUCUUGGAUCAACAUCUGUGGACACGGCAUUCCACUUUGUUUGAGCGACUAGUACUGACCGUGUAGGAGCCCUUCGUAAAAGCUGAUUCUGGACAGAGAAGAAUUUUUGAAAAUAGAACCAAAUCUUUUCUCCAUGGCCUGCUUUUAGUCGUAAGGGUAUAAUACAGGAGCUAGAAAGCUGCAGUAAUGGCAGUGCUGCCAUAUUUCUGCAAUCUGUGUUUAUCAUCAAGAGACUUUCUGUUGAAAUUUCCUGGCUGUCUCGGUGCCAUCUGAAGCAGAAAGGUUAAGCUUUGGUUUUGGGUGUCUAGUGGAUCUUGAACUGAGGAAUAUUAGUCUUGCCUUUGUACAAAGAACAAACAAAAAUAAGGGAGAAUAUGUUCACUGCAGAACGUUGAUUCUUUUUGGAGGAUGCGGCUUUGCUGACUCUAACCAUGCUUUGCAAAAAAAAAAAAAAACGUGACCUGCAAGGUAAGAAAGCUGGGCAGGGCCCAAUGUUUCUUCGUGAAUGUGUAUGCUAAUGUAUUUCCCUUUUGGGGCAGCAAGAUGUCCGCUUCAUAUAAAGUAUUCUACAAAAAAAAGUAAAACUGACGAGAAUUUAUUUUUGUUUACCCCCUCCCAAAGAAUGUAGUAGACGACUUUGACUGUGGAGCUAUUCCAGACAUCUGAUAAAAAGCAUACUUUGAGAGCCAAAAACUUGUUUUUAGAUGCAUCGUUGAACUGCGACUGGAAUAGCUCUCCUCAUGUGAACGUACCUGUGUGCACGUGCGCGCUGCCUGGUGUGUUCAUUACGCAGUCUGGCUUCCAGAUUUGUAUAAGUAACGCUUACCGUGUACGCUCGGAGCAAAUACUGCACUGUGCAGUUGCCACUUUUACAUGUUUUGCACAUGCUGGUGAGGUUUUUUUGGGGCUUUUCUUUUGUUUUUAGUCCUCAAAUCAAUUAUACCACAGUGUGGACUAAUUGGUUGCCAAAGGUUAUUUUUUAAAUGCAUCUUUGACAUUGUUGUAUGCCACAUCUUCUAAAAAAAAAGUGUCUUAAAUGUGUCUUUGAAUAGUUUUAUGUUCACGGAACAAAAGUUUGGACUUCUUUUUUACUUAAAACACUUGCUUCUCUGUUGAGACCAUGCAUUGCAGAAGGUUUUCAUCUCAAAGUAGGGUUUUUGGCAGGGGGUGUAACAGGAUAAUUAUGAACCUUCGGAAAACAGGGGUCUUUUAAUGGAGACACUGAAUGAACUGUAAGCAGCGCACACAGUAAGGAGAGGGGAGGAGAGGUUGGAAGGCGUUGUGUUUGGAGCCCAUUUCAGUCCUUGAGCAGUACAUGCAGCAGUGCUGUACUAAUAACUGGAAGCUGUUGUUUUUGAUUUAUUUUUUCGUUGUUUGGGGUUAUUUUUUUUUCCUUUUUUUCUCUUUUGAACACAGGAAGGCUUUGAGGAUGGCCUCUGCAUGGUUCCUAGUGUGUGCUGUGUGCUGGGGGGGGGGUUUACAAUACCUGGGUUUGCUCUAGGCUCCUUGAGAUGUGUUGUGAUUUUUUUGGCUAGCAUGUCUUAAAUCUUCAGGCUUUGAAACUGCUUUAUAGAAUUGUGUUGACUUUUUGUUCUGCUGUUGUUCAGUUGCACAGAGUUUUAUAUAUAUGAUGUACUAGUUUUUAACGUUGAUUCUCUGUGAACAGGGUUGAGAUUAUUCAUUGUAGUUUAAAAAAAAAAAAGUUGUAUUCUAAAACUCCCUUUUAAAAAUCUUGUUUGUAUUCUGUUGCAGUGUUACCAGAUGGCCUUAUGUACGUCACAGUGUUUUGUGAUAAGUACAGUAGCACAUUUAAUGCUUAUCUCCCCCCCCCCCC